UGUGACCAAACGUUGUCGUACGACACGCAGUUUGGGGGUUUGAGGUGCGGAGCACGUGUUUGAGAAAUUGGCUGAUAGAAAAGUGGAAGACAUGAAUCAAAGGCCAUUUGGAACGUGGAUUACGGGUGCUGCAGUUAUAUUGGGCGGAAUAGCAACUCUAAAUGUGGCUUCUACACUUACACUCAAAGCACUUCACUUUGCGUCUGAGAAUAAACGGAAAAAAAUUGCGUUGCCAUGUAUGACUUGUAGAGGGAAGGGGUUUUAUAUAUGCAAAUUGUGUAAUGGAAAUGCUACUAUAGCUUGGUCUCCAAUGUAUGAUCCUAUUGCAAUUAACCCUUGCGUUUGUCCUACUUGCGAUGGAAACAGGGUACAACGUUGUCUGAAUUGUGUGGGAAAAGGCUAUGACUGAAUUGUAGAUUGAUGUAUUUUUUCGUUCCUAAAUUGUGAUGAUUAUUUUAGUGACUUCUAUUUACGUUUAUUUUACUGCGUCUGAGAGCUUGACUCAUUGUUUACGAAUGAAGCGUUGAUGAUGCCGAUGUACUUCAAAACUUUGCCAAUUAUUAAAGUGACCGAGUUUCUUCAAUA
This is a messenger RNA of Cicer arietinum (chickpea), 585 nucleotides long. RefSeq lists its product as uncharacterized. The record is from RefSeq and is a predicted model, not a curated record. NCBI's taxonomy places the organism in Eukaryota, Viridiplantae, Streptophyta, Magnoliopsida, Fabales, Fabaceae.